UCUCACUCUCUGCAGGAUCGGGACGGCUCCAUCAUGUCCUCUCCGCGAAACUAAAGCGCGCACCCGCUUCCAAGUGCGGCGUGUUUUCUUUUUUCUUUAUUAAACUCUAUCUAUCUAUCUAUCUAUCUAUCUAUCUAUCUAUCUAUCUAUCUAUCUAUCUAUCUAUCUAUCUAUCUAUCUAUCUAUCUAUCUUUUUCUCUUUCUCUUUCUCUCUACUCCUUGUUUUUUGUUGGUCUGGAGCUCGCACACGCGUGAAGGAUUUCGCUGGAAUUUCCGAGCGCGCAUCCGACGCGCGGCGUCAUGUCUCCGAGAUAAGCGCGCCUCUCGCGUUCCCUCUCUUCCCGGCGUGUGAGCGUGUGCUUGUGCGCGUGUAUUGCGUGUGCGUGUGUAUGUAAGUGUGUAUACGCGUGCGUGCGUGCGUGCGUGCGCGCGCGUGUGUGUGUGAUGUUACCUUGUGGAAGGUGUGCGACGGGAAAGACGCAGGCUGGACUCGACGUCUCCAACUGAUCUGCCUUGGUUUUCUUUGGAGCACCAUGUCCCUGGAAUGAAGGACGGGAACCGAACAUGGAUUUAAUCUGGGAAAUACUGAUUAUCCUUCAAGCCAAUUUCAUCGUUUGUACAACAGCUCAACCUGGUCCGCCGAAAAUUCACGAGGGAUGGUGGGCAUACAAAGAGGUCGUACAAGGAAGCUUCGUUCCAGUUCCAUCUUUCUGGGGUCUUGUGAAUUCAGCGUGGAACCUGUGCUCAGUGGGAAAAAGACAAUCUCCAGUCAACAUCGAGACUAGCCAUAUGAUAUUCGAUCCUUUCCUGACACCACUGAGGCUGAACACUGGGGGCAGGAAGGUGGGAGGGACGAUGUACAACACGGGCCGCCACGUCUCGCUACGCCUGGACAAGGAGCACUUGGUGAACAUCUCAGGUGGGCCGAUGACAUACAGCCACCGACUGGAGGAAAUCAGGUUACACUUUGGCAGCGAAGACGGACAGGGCUCGGAGCAUCUACUUAACGGCCAGGCCUUUUCCGGGGAGGUCCAACUGAUCCACUACAACCAUGAGCUCUACACCAACUACACAGAAGCUGCGAAGAGUCCAAAUGGCUUAGUGAUAGUGUCUAUAUUCAUGAAGAUAUCCGAGACUUCGAAUUCCUUUUUGAAUCGGAUGCUGAACAGAGAUACCAUCACUAGAAUAACGUACAAGAAUGACGCUUAUUUACUAUCCGGGCUGAACAUCGAGGAGGUCUAUCCUGAGACGUCGAGUUUCAUCACCUACGAAGGAUCCAUGACCAUCCCACCAUGUUAUGAGACCGCCACCUGGAUUCUCAUGAAUAAGCCCAUAUAUGUCACAAAAAUGCAGAUGCACUCCAUGCGGCUGCUCAGCCAGAACCAGCCUUCGCAGAUCUUCCUCAGCAUGAGUGAUAACGUGCGUCCGGUCCAGCCUCUGAACAACCGCUGCAUCCGCACCAACAUCAACUUCAGCAUGCAGGGCAAGGACUGUCCCAACAACAGGGCUCAGAAACUGCAGUACCGAGUGAAUGAAUGGCUGCUGAAAUAGACCCCUUUCAUGAAUCAACCCAAGUAUAAAACAACACACCGAGAGGGAGGGGAAAAAAAGGGAUGAAAGACAGUGAAGGAGCGGAACGGACUCUAGACUGCAUCACAUUUGUCCUGCCAGAUUGUCAUGACAUUGUAAAGGGAAAAAAAAUAAAUAAUAAAAAAAGAAUAACGUCAAUAAGAAGAGACUUGGGGGGGGAGGGGAACAAAAAAAAAAAACUUUUCAUACAUCAGCUCAAAACCGGUGAAGUAUGAAUAGGUUUUGAUACUUUUUUGGUGAAAAAAAAAAAACAACACGAGCAAAACCGUACAAAAAUUGAAAUAUUUAUUUCAUAUUCACUUCACAAAAUGAAACUAAAGAUGUCUUUUUAACCUUUGUACAUACGGAGACCUUAAAGCGUUCAAACCUUUGACGACAGGAGCCGGAGACUGGAUUUCGAGAGACUCUUCAUAAAUGCAUUGUCUCAAUCAUAACGCAGGACACGGCGGAGAGGACGACAGGAAGAAGCGAUGAGAAAGGAAAAGAAGAUGAGAGGACAAGCAUGGGACAGGAUGAGGGGAUGACAGUGGGACAGGAUGAGAGGAUGAAAAGACAACAGGAUGAUGGAUGUCCUGCUAAUGACACUACACUGGGAUUGUACAAUAGAGCUGGUUUUGAGACAUGAGGGUUCUGGCGUUGUAAAUAGAAUUAUUCAUGCUGAAGAUUAACAUGUAAAGUUACAAAUAAAGAAUAAAAAAAAGAAUAUAUCAGAAGGAAAAAAAACAAAGUGAAAAAAAAAAAAGUUGAAUAUUUUAUGCUUGGCACACUGAAUUUCUGGAGGAGAGCUGAUGCCUUUUUUCUGUUUUAUUGUUUACAAUGGUCCUACACUGUGUUUGUUUAAUGUUAUCGGCCCAAUAAAUGUGUUUGGAACGUCCA
Molecule: messenger RNA, 2466 nt
Organism: Silurus meridionalis
Lineage: Eukaryota; Metazoa; Chordata; Actinopteri; Siluriformes; Siluridae
Gene: ca10a
Product: carbonic anhydrase Xa
Exons: 9
Coding region: 565-1551 (328 amino acids)
Molecular function (GO): zinc ion binding; carbonate dehydratase activity
Source: RefSeq, a predicted model, not a curated record